AUUAAUACCAAGUUCGGAACACACGACCCUUGAAUAAUCCCAAUCGACAGUAUUGAUCAAAUUCGACCCGACAAGCUACUUAGGAUCUGGCGGAAGAUAGACGAGCGGUUGCUACAAGAUACGAUAUGACUGCACAGUCGACAACGGUGACGGUCCGACAAAGCCCUCCGGUCCAGGAAUCGACCUCGAAAGAAGGCAGCCUUCUAAAUACCGAAGGCCAUCUAUUGGGAUCGAAUGAAGAUGCGACGGGAGGUCUUCCUGCCCCGACGAUGACAGCCGCAGUUGUGCAGAAAUGGAACCACCCGAGGUCGAAUCUCUUCAGAGUCUUGUCUUGUUUCUGGAGUCUCCUCGUCUCUGGGGCGAAUGAUGCCGCCUACGGUCGACUGACUUCAGACCAGGCUUUAAUUCCCUACCUGGAAAUCUACUACGACCUCACCUACGUCGUCGUCUCCCUCGUCUUCCUCUCCCCCUUCAUCGGCUACGUCCUCUCGGCCGUCCUCAACAACUACGUCCACCUGAAGCUCGGCCAGCGCGGCAUUGCCGUCAUCGCCUCCGCGUGCCACAUUGUCGCCUACAUCAUCAUAUCCCAGCACCCGCCCUACCCGGCGCUGGUUGCCGCCUUCGUCAUCGCCGGCUUCGGUAACGGCCUCAGCGACGCCGGGUGGAACGCGUACAUUGGCAACAUGGCCAGGGCGAACGAGGUCCUCGGGUUCUUGCACGCGUCGUAUGGCGUCGGCGGCGUGAUUGCCCCUUUGAUUGCCACGACCAUGAUUAACAAGGCCAAUUUGGGUUGGUGGAACUUUUACUACCUCAUGCUCGGCCUGGCCUGCAUCGAGCUCGUAUGGUGCACAGCAGCCUUCUGGACGCAAACCGGCGAAGUAUACCGCGAGCUGGUAAACCACUCCCGCAGCGACACCCCCGGAGGCGGCCUCCGCACCGCCCUCUUCAAACGCCCCUACGCCCGCGUCUCCUGGUUCUGCGCCCUCUUCCUCCUCGCCUACAUCGGCACAGAGGUCUCUCUCGGCGGCUGGAUCGUGCAGUUCAUGAUCCAGGUCCGCAAGGCCAACAACUUUGACUCGGGCAUGACCUCGGUCGGCUUCUGGCUCGGCAUCACCCUCGGCCGCGCGGUCCUCGGCUUCGUCACGUCCAAACUGGGCGUCAAGCUCGCCGUGUCGAUUUACAUCCCCAUCGCCAUGGCGCUCGAGCUUGUGUUUUGGCUCGUGCCGCAUUUCUACGUCUCUGCGGUGGCGGUUGUGCUCCAGGGGUUCUUUUUGGGUCCGUUUUUCCCUGCUGUCGUUGUUGCGGCGACGAAGUUGCUGCCGAGGAUUAGGCGUAAGCAGGAGUGA
This is a messenger RNA of Colletotrichum phormii, 1346 nucleotides long. Its product is annotated as major facilitator superfamily domain-containing protein. Gene Ontology annotation, cellular component: membrane. NCBI's taxonomy places the organism in Eukaryota, Fungi, Ascomycota, Sordariomycetes, Glomerellales, Glomerellaceae. The coding region runs from base 126 to 1346 and encodes 406 amino acids. The transcript is spliced from 4 exons. Gene Ontology annotation, biological process: transmembrane transport. Gene Ontology annotation, molecular function: transmembrane transporter activity. The record is from RefSeq and is a predicted model, not a curated record.